AUGGCGUUACGUAAAAGUCAAGUAUAUUUACAACUAGUUAAUAGAUCAUUAUUAGGUCUUUGUUUAGUUAUUCAAAUUGCUACAGGUGUAUUUUUAGCAAUGCAUUAUAGUUCACAUAUUGAAUUAGCUUUUGAUUCAGUUGAGCAUAUCAUGCCUAUUCGUUAUAUGCAUGCUAAUGGUGCAUCAUUCUUUUUUGUAUGUAUGUAUAUUCAUAUUGGUAAAGCUUUAUAUUAUGGUAGUUAUCGUACUCCUCGUGGUUUUAGUGUUAGUAAUCCUACUAUUCAACGUUUCUUUGCUCUUCAUUUCUUAUUACCAUUUAUUUUAGCUGCAUUAGUUAUUAUGCAUUUAAUAGCAUUACAUGUUAAUGGUAGUUCUAACCCUCUUGGUAUUACUGGUAAUAUUGAUCGUUUACCUAUGCAUCCUUACUUUAUUUUUAAAGAUGCUGUAACAGGUUUAGUAUUUUUAUUAGUAUUUACAUUAUUUGUAUUCUACUCUCCAAAUAGUUUAGGACAUCCUGACAACUAUAUUGAAGUUAUUGCUAUGUUUGCAGCUUUACUUAUUUUAUUAGUAUUACCAUAUACAGAUCGUAGUAUUGUUAGAGGUUUUGCAUUUAAACCUUUAUCUAAAUUAUUAUUCUUUGCUUUUGUAUUUAACUUUGUAUUAUUAGCUAACUUAGGUCAAUUACAUAUUGAAGUUCCUUUCAUUGCAUUAGGUAUUAACUCUACUAUUUUCUAUUUUUCAUACUUUAUUAUUCUUACUCCUUUAGUAUCAACCAUUGAAAACUUAUUAUUCUAUAUGGGUCGUAAUACUGCUUAA
Babjeviella inositovora NRRL Y-12698 is the source of this 816-nucleotide messenger RNA. RefSeq lists its product as uncharacterized. The transcript is spliced from 5 exons. Gene Ontology annotation, molecular function: electron transfer activity. The record is from RefSeq and is a predicted model, not a curated record. The coding region runs from base 1 to 816 and encodes 271 amino acids. Gene Ontology annotation, cellular component: membrane. Gene Ontology annotation, biological process: mitochondrial electron transport, ubiquinol to cytochrome c. NCBI's taxonomy places the organism in Eukaryota, Fungi, Ascomycota, Pichiomycetes, Serinales.